AUGGAUACAACCUCAGUGACCUUAAGAGCUUUGGAGAAACUCAAGGAUCUUUACUGUGAUAUUGCUCAGGUUCCGUUACCGCAAAGUGCUCGCUUACGACGUCAAGGAAAAUAUUUUGAAAUUUCUUCAAUUUGGACCAAUAGUGCACUGGAGUUAAAAAAAUCGGUGAAAAUGCAGCGUUCAAGUUUGAUCAUGUCGAAAACAGAUGAAGCGAACAUAUAUGAACUUAUUUCGACAACAUCGCUACCUCUCACUAGCAUAGAGGAAGAACUAAUAGCUUUUUCAUACAGCGAUUCAAGAUGUGCUACACUUAUCAGUUUGCAUGAUGGUAAGGAAAAGAAGCAAUACAUUAAGGUAUUUGAUCAGAAAGAGCAUAUUGAAAUUUGCUGUACUGAUUUAAUAUCACCAAAAAAGCAUGGUUUAAUUUAUAGUGAUGAUGAAUUUGGUGGCUUGAAAUGGUCUAAUGGUGAGGGUCAUUUACUAUAUGCAGCUGAAAAGUUAGUUAAAAAAAAAGAAUACUAUGAUACCGAAUUAGACUGGACUAACGAAGAGAACUUUCUCGAUUCCAAUGUUGGCGACAAAUAUGAGCUUAUUGAAAACUGGGGUGAACAGCGAUACAAAAUUCGGCAGCCAGUGUUAUCUAUAUUUGAUAUUAUGAGUGGCAGUAUCACGGUACUGGAUCAGAUUCCUGACAUUAUCACUCCUACUUUUUGUGUCUGGAGUCCAAACGAUGAAGGAAUUGUGUUCUUUGGGAUUCAUAAUGUUCCUGUCAAAUUGGGAAAGAUAUAUUGCAACAACAGAGGAGGAACAUUAUUCUAUUACGAGCUGAGUUCAGCAAAAUUAACUCCAUUAAGUGAUAAAAAUGUCUCAAUCGAAGGAUUAUCAUUUUCUCCAGAUAAAUCUAAGCUGAUUUAUUUUCAACGUCAACCUGGAGGACCUCAUUAUGCUUCAGUUUCCUGUCAGUUGAUAAAUUGGAAUAAAACUGAACAACAAUUACUAGUUCCCAUCGUCAGUGCAGUAACCGAUCGUCAGCAGUUUCCUGGACUUUACGCUGUACAGUUAGCCGAGAGGCCGUGGUCCAGUGAUAGUAAACGAAUAUUUGUUUCAAGUGUAUGGGGUUCUAAAAGAGAAAUUAUAACUAUAAAUACGGAAACAAGAAAGUUAGAGAAAGUUACGAAUAACGGUACCUUCCAUGGAAGUUGGACAGUGCUUGAUGUAAAUGAGGAUUGCGUGGUAGCGGUUUGCAGCUCUCCAAAUCGUCCCCCAACUAUCCUUGUUGGUCAUAUUCCAAAAAUUGAUUCGGGAGAAAUGAUUAUAUGGACCAAACUUGAUAAUAGCUCAGCUGCUGAAGUUCGUUUGAAAUUACUUGGUUUUUCAUGGCAGCUAGUGGAUUUCGAUAGAGGAGUUCAAGGUGCAUAUGAAGGCCUACUCUAUAUUCCAAAUGAAACUGAUAUUGUUCCACUAGUUGUGGUACCUCACGGUGGACCACAUGGUGUUACAGUUGCUUGUUGGCCGACUCGUGAGCUUCUUCUGUUGUUGAACUCCGGUUAUGCGUUGCUUUUUGUAAAUUAUCAUGGAUCACUUGGAUUUGGUAACGAUUUUGUGAAUUCAUUGCUUGGUAAUUGCGGUGAUUUGGACGUUAAGGAUGUUCAUUUUGCUGUUCAAACAGUGUUGGACAUAGAAUCAAGGUUAGAUCGUUCCCGAGUCGCAGUAUACGGUGGUUCACAUGGUGGUUUCAUUGUCAGCCAUCUGAUUGGGCAAUUUCCCGACUUCUAUAAAGUAUGCGUUGCUCGGAAUCCUGUUUUAAAUAUUGCAGCGAUGUACGAUUUAUCAGACAUUCCUGACUGGUCAGUAGUGGAGGCUCUCGGUUGGAAGACAGUUGAUUGGCGGAAAAUGUUGACAGCAAAAGAUCGGGAGAAAAUGUAUAGGAGUUCACCCAUUGUUCAUGUUGAAAAGGUUGUCACACCAUACCUGCUUUUGAAUGGCGAGAAAGAUUUACGUGUUGUAAAUCAUUAUCGACCUUUCAUUCGCAAUCUAAAUGCGCGCAAAAUUCCUAAUAAAAUUCUAUCGUAUCCGGAAGCUUGCCAUCCUUUGGAAGAAGUCGAUAUAGAGGCAGAUUGCGCAAUCAACAUCGUUCGUUGGCUCGAUAAGUAUCUCCAUCAGUGA
Molecule: messenger RNA, 2166 nt
Organism: Brugia malayi
Lineage: Eukaryota; Metazoa; Nematoda; Chromadorea; Rhabditida; Onchocercidae
Exons: 22
Coding region: 1-2166 (721 amino acids)
Biological process (GO): proteolysis
Molecular function (GO): serine-type endopeptidase activity
Source: RefSeq, a predicted model, not a curated record